GUCCUCAACAUCAUCGAGCCUGCCCAAACGCGGUACAUUCUGGCCGCAGAGGAUUUAGAGAACUUCCUGAAAGAAAAGUUUGGCGAAGGGAAUCCGGACUACGACUUUAAACAUGUAUGUGAUAGGUGGACCUUCGAAGCGCCUGAGAAAGUA
This is a messenger RNA of Bipolaris sorokiniana ND90Pr, 153 nucleotides long. RefSeq lists its product as uncharacterized. The record is from RefSeq and is a predicted model, not a curated record. The annotation marks the transcript as partial. The transcript has 2 exons. NCBI's taxonomy places the organism in Eukaryota, Fungi, Ascomycota, Dothideomycetes, Pleosporales, Pleosporaceae.